AUGAGCGACUCGGACGCAGCCGAGACUAAACCCGCCACCCUCCAGGGCAUGGUGACCACACUGGUCACUGGUGGUCUUGUUGCUUUCAUCAUGAUUGGUAUUUUCCUCAUUAUCCGCAAAGGCGCGAGGAGAUACUAUGCUCCCAGGACAUAUCUGGGAACCAUUCCUGAAAAGGAGAGGACUCCAGCCUUGCCGAACGGCAUCUUCAACUGGUUUGGCUCAUUUUGGAAGAUUCCAGAUGCGCAUGCCCUCAGAACCCAGUCUCUCGAUGGCUAUCUGUUCCUUCGAUUCUUGCGCAUCUGUACUACGAUCUGCUUCGUUGGUCUUUGCAUGACCUGGCCUACGCUCUUCCCCAUCAAUGCUACCGGCGGCGGCAAUGCGGAGCAGCUCGAUAUCUUGUCCAUUAGCAACAUCAAUAUCCAGGACUCUGCGAAUCGGAACCGUCUCUUUGGCCACGUCUUGGUGGCUUGGAUCUUCUACGGCUUCGUGCUGUACAUGAUCAUGCGGGAAUGCAUCUUUUACAUCUACCUGCGACAGGCUUUCCUUCUCACUCCCCAGGUUGCUCGCCGCAUCUCGUCUCGGACCGUUCUCUUCACCUCCGUUCCGCAGGCCUACCUCAACGUUGAUAAGAUUCGGCUCAUGUUCAAGGAGACUGCGAAGCACAUCUGGAUCACCGGCGAUACCGACGACCUCGAUAAGCUCGUCGAGGAGCGCACAAAGGUUGCCAUGAAGCUCGAGGCUGCCGAGGUAAAGCUCCUAAAGCUCGCCAACGCUAAUCGCGUCAAGUCCAAGGACGGAUCUUCCGAGACUUCCAAGCAACAAUCGCCUCCCCAGGAGCUCGAGAGCGGUGACCUCGCAGCGCGCUGGGUUCCUAAGGACAAGCGGCCUACUCAUCGCCUGGGCCUCCUUGGUCUUGUCGGUGAGAAGGUCGACACCAUCGAGUGGUCUAGGGAGAAGCUGAGCACUCUCACCCCGGAAAUCGAAGAGGCACAGGCCAAGUACCUCGCUGGGGAGUCUAAGCCCAUCCCUGCCGUCUUUGUCGAGUUUUAUACCCAGUCCGACGCCCAGUCCGCCGUCCAGUCCCUCACUCACCACGACCCUCUCCAAAUGAGCCCCAGGUACAUCGGAGUCAGUCCAGAGGAGGUGAUUUGGAAGAGUCUUAGAGUCCCGUGGUGGCAGAAGAUUGUCCGACGAUACAUUGUCCUUGCCUUCCUGACUGCCAUGAUCAUCUUCUGGGCCAUUCCCGUCGCCUUCGUCGCCUCUAUUUCUCAGGUCGACACCCUCCGCGCCAAGUGGUCCUGGCUGUCGUUCCUUGACAAGGUCCCGGAAGUCGUCAUGGGUUUCAUCACCGGUCUCCUUCCCGCCGUUGCUCUUUCCAUUCUCAUGUCUCUCGUCCCUGUCGUUAUUAGGCUCUGCGCUAGGUUUGCUGGUGAGCCGACCGACUCGCAAGUCGAACUCUUCACUCAGGCCGUCUACUUCGCCUUCCAGGUCGUCCAGGUCUUCCUCGUCACGACCAUAUCCGGUUCGGUAUUCAGCGUAUUGGGCACGUUUGCGAAGGAAGGGCCCGGCAAGGUUUUCGAGACCCUAUCGGCCGCCAUCCCCAAAUCCUCCAACUUUUACAUUUCCUUUUUCAUCGUUCAGGGUAUCACGAUUGCUUCGAGUGUCUUGACCCAGGUUGCGGGCUACGUCAUCUUCCGCCUGACGUACAAGUUCUUGGCCAGAACGCCCCGUGCCAUGUAUAACAAAUGGACAACCCUGUCGGCCAUCUCUUGGGGCCAGGUCCUUCCCAUCUAUACUAACAUUGCCGUUAUCAGUAUCACGUACUCGGUCAUCGCUCCGCUGAUGUUGUUCUGGUCUACCAUCGGAAUGGCACUCUUCUAUCUCGCGUACAGGUACAACAUCCUCUUCGUCAAUGAUUCCGGCAUCGAUACGAGGGGCCUCAUCUACCCGCGGGCCAUGAAGCAGCUGCUCGUCGGUGUUUACCUCGCUGAAAUUUGCAUGGUUGGCAUGUGCGCGGUGUCCAAGGCAUUCUGGCCCAUGAUUGUCAUGAUUGUCUUCCUCGUGUUCACGGUAUUCUUCCACAUUACCGUGCAGAGCGCUCUCAACCCCCUGCUUUACAACCUGCCCCGCAGUCUCGAGGUUGAAGAGGAGAGCCUCAUGGAACACGGUGAGGCUGACGACGCCAUCGAGGAGGACGCCACUGCCGGCGAGGGCAGCACAUCUGCCGGGGGCAAGAAUGUCAAGGCCUCUGCGUCGGCCCCGCCCAAAGGCAACUUCCUUACCAAGUUCUUCAAGCCGUGGAAGUACUCGUCGUACGCGCAACUUCGCAAGCUUAUCCCCCGUCACCAAUACGGCCCCGGCGAGACCCUCGAAGAGGCCACCGAGGCCAACUCGUAUAAUCCCCCGUCAGUCAACGACAGGCCUCCUCUGCUUUGGAUCCCUCAGGAUGUCGCCGGGUUGUCAAAGCACGAGAUUGCGAAUACGGAGGGUGUGAUCCCGAUUACGGAUGAGGGAUGCACACUCGACGAUAAGAACAAGAUUAUUUGGGACGAGAUUGAGGCGAGGCCACCCAUUUGGGAGGAGAAACCUCACUACUAG
Molecule: messenger RNA, 2598 nt
Organism: Scedosporium apiospermum
Lineage: Eukaryota; Fungi; Ascomycota; Sordariomycetes; Microascales; Microascaceae
Product: Duf221 domain-containing protein
Exons: 4
Coding region: 1-2598 (865 amino acids)
Cellular component (GO): plasma membrane
Molecular function (GO): calcium-activated cation channel activity
Source: RefSeq, a predicted model, not a curated record